Messenger RNA from Mauremys reevesii (Reeves's turtle), 1232 nucleotides. Its product is annotated as ATP synthase subunit beta, mitochondrial. Gene Ontology annotation, biological process: proton motive force-driven mitochondrial ATP synthesis. The transcript has a single exon. Gene Ontology annotation, molecular function: proton-transporting ATP synthase activity, rotational mechanism; ATP hydrolysis activity; ATP binding. NCBI's taxonomy places the organism in Eukaryota, Metazoa, Chordata, Testudines, Geoemydidae. The record is from RefSeq and is a predicted model, not a curated record. The coding region runs from base 1 to 1104 and encodes 367 amino acids.
AUGGAUUUUGAAAUAUGUGUUAUGGGGCAAGGGGUGGAAUUGAUUAUCAUAGCAGUAGAGAUUCUGGUCACUGGCAUCAAGGUGGUGGACCUGCUGGCACCAUACGCCAAGGGCGGCAAAAUCGGUCUGUUCGGAGGCGCCGGCGUGGGCAAGACUGUGCUGAUCAUGGAGCUGAUCAACAACGUGGCGAAAGCCCACGGUGGCUACUCGGUGUUCGCCGGCGUCGGGGAGCGAACCCGCGAAGGGAACGACUUGUACCAUGAAAUGAUCGAGUCAGGGGUCAUCAACCUGAAGGACACAACCUCCAAGGUCGCCCUGGUUUACGGGCAGAUGAACGAGCCCCCAGGCGCCCGGGCCAGAGUCGCGCUGACGGGGCUGACAGUGGCAGAGUACUUCAGGGACCAGGAGGGCCAGGACGUGCUGCUCUUCAUAGACAACAUCUUCCGGUUCACGCAGGCUGGCUCUGAGGUCUCCGCCCUGCUUGGCAGAAUCCCCUCGGCCGUGGGGUACCAGCCCACCCUGGCGACUGACAUGGGCACCAUGCAGGAGAGGAUCACCACCACCCGCAAGGGCUCCAUCACCUCCGUGCAGGCGAUCUACGUGCCAGCUGAUGACUUGACCGACCCUGCCCCUGCCACCACAUUUGCCCAUUUGGACGCCACGACUGUGUUGUCGCGUGCCAUUGCUGAGCUGGGCAUCUACCCUGCCGUCGACCCUCUGGACUCCACCUCCCGCAUCAUGGACCCCAACAUCGUGGGGCAGGAGCACUACGACGUGGCCCGGGGGGUGCAGAAGAUCCUACAGGACUACAAAUCCCUCCAGGACAUCAUUGCCAUCCUGGGGAUGGAUGAGCUGUCGGAGGAGGACAAGCUGACAGUGGCUCGCGCCCGCAAGAUCCAGCGCUUCCUGUCCCAGCCCUUCCAGGUGGCCGAGGUCUUCACUGGCCACCUGGGCAAGCUGGUCCCUCUGAAGGAAACCAUCAAGGGCUUCCAGGAGAUCCUGGCAGGUGCCUACGACCACCUGCCGGAACAGGCCUUCUACAUGGUGGGCCCCAUCGAGGAGGCCGUGGCGAAGGCGGACAAGCUGGCCGAGGAGCACUCAUGAGCCACUGGCUCCGUCAUGCCUCUCCCCCACCGCAUCCCCACCCAGCUCCCCAGGGCCCCAGCUGGGUGUCGUGUCGUGUCUGCAGAGUAUAUUUAAAGUUUCCAAUAAAACAUCCGUCUAAAACAUAA